Molecule: messenger RNA, 642 nt
Organism: Mytilus trossulus (common blue mussel)
Lineage: Eukaryota; Metazoa; Mollusca; Bivalvia; Mytilida; Mytilidae
Product: vitelline membrane outer layer protein 1-like
Exons: 3
Coding region: 181-642 (153 amino acids)
Source: RefSeq, a predicted model, not a curated record
AUGCAAAUAUUACAUUCGUUCAUUCUUUGCUAUGUUUUUCAUAGCAGCUAUGCCUUUCUUAAUUUACCAGAUGUUCCUCGAAAGUAUAUUAAAACCCUUGAAGUUUAAAAUGGUGGAAAGUGGGGUGACUGGCAUCCUCCUCAUUUUUGUGCUGAUGGAUUUUUCGCAACUGGAUACAAUAUGAAGAUUGAAGGCAAUCAACAUGGUCAUGAUGAUACAUCUUUAAAUGCCAUACUGUUGAGGUGUAUCAGUUUUGAUAAUCACUAUGGAGGAACUAUUGAAUCUGGUGAAGGUAGUUACGGAGAUUGGAUAGGAUGGACAGAUUGUGAGAAGUCUGAGACCCAUAAAAAUCAGACGUAUUUGACAUCUUUUUCUUUCCAAGUCGAAGGAGAUCAGAGCGGUGGAGAUGACACGGCAGCGAACUAUAUCAAGUUCAAAUGUCGGGACUUCGACGAUGACAGAGAUGAGUCUGAAUUAGCUCAUCCACCCGGACACGGCUUGUUUGGAGGAUAUGGUGGAUGGAGUGAAAGCUGUCCAACACAUUCUGCUAUAUGUGGAUUACAAACCAGGAUUGAAGGACCACAAGGCGGUGGUGAUGAUACUUCUCUGAAUAAUGUCAAGUUCUUUUGUUGUCAAAAAUAA